Messenger RNA from Rhizophagus irregularis DAOM 181602=DAOM 197198, 1543 nucleotides. RefSeq lists its product as uncharacterized. Gene Ontology annotation, molecular function: protein binding. The record is from RefSeq and is a predicted model, not a curated record. NCBI's taxonomy places the organism in Eukaryota, Fungi, Glomeromycota, Glomeromycetes, Glomerales, Glomeraceae.
AAAAGAAAAAGAAAAAGAAAAAAUUUCUGAGAAAUGUGGGAGGAUACCUUAGAACGUGAUCUAGGCAUUUUUGUUAAUAAUCAUGAGUAUAGCGAUAUAGAAAUCUUGUGUAAAGAUGAGGAGAUAUUAUAUGGUUAUAAACCAAUUUUAACAGGAAGAUCCGCAGUAUUUAAUAAAUUACUUUGUUCUGAUGAGACGAAAGCAAUUUAUGAAAAGCAAAUUUUUUUUCCAUUGAUCAAUUCUUCUGAAAUGAAGAUUAUUUUACAAUAUAUUUGUACGGAAACAAUUCAAGAAGAAUCUUUAAUUAAGGAUAAUAUAAUUGAGAUUUAUUCUGCUGCGAAUUAUUUUCAAUUAUCGAAACUUAUGGAAAUUAUUAUGAAGAUUAUUAAGAUUACCUUUGAAAAGAAUCGUUCAACUAAUUAUUUGCCAGAAUUAUUAUCUAACUUGAUGGAUAAAACACUACAAUUAUCAGAAGAAGAAGAAAUUCUUUUAAAUUUAUUAGUCGAAAAAGUUGCCACAAUUCCGUUAAAUGAUAUUGAAUUUGGUCGACUAUCUAUUAAAGCACUUAAGUGCUUGCUUUUACGUACGUAUGAAAAAGAAAUUCCUUUCAUAACACCAGAAUAUGAAGUUUUUCGAUACAGUGCUAUUCUGGCGGCAAAACAAGUUUCUAGUGAUGCAUAUAAAACUCUCAUGGAACAGUUGCCUACUUUAAAACAAAUAGAGAAUUCAGUUCAAGUGGAAAAUAAAGUUAUUCCUGAUAAUCAAGAAGUUGCUAAAGAAUUAGAGCCAUGUAUUGAAUAUAUCGACUUUAGGAGAAUCAAAUCUCACAUUGAUAUAAUUGAGCCGUUAAAAAUCAUUUCCAAUCAAAUGAUUCAACGUAUAAAUGGAGAAUUGGGUAAAUCAGAUUAUUCAGAUUUAAAUAGUAUUCGAGGAAUACCAAUUUAUAGAAUCAGCGAUAUUUUUUGGGAUGAGUCAGCAUGUGGAUCAAAUCUUAUUAUUAAGGAAAAUGGAAAAGUAAUAUCUGCGUUGAAUAAUGUUUGUUCUUCACAUACAAAUGUCAGAGUUAAUAUGAUAUUAGAAAAUAAAAGUAUUUUUGAAUGGGAUGUUGUUAUUGAGGAAGCGUCUUCUUAUACUUGGGUUGGAGUAUGUGCAUCAGAAAAUUUUGAUUAUGAAAGAUUUGCAGGAUUUCAACCCACCGGUUGGGUAUUAGGUUCUAAUGGUGAUUGUUAUAAUUCUAAAAAUUGUGCAGUAAAUUAUUGUCCACCAUUUGGAAAUGAUACAAAAAUAACAGUUCAUUUAGAUAUGAUCAAAAGAACUUGUGCUUUUACAGUCAAUAAUAUAAAGUAUCCGGAGGUAUCAAAAUGGGAUAAUUUACCAUCAAAACUUUAUCCUGUAGUAUCAUUAUAUUCCUCUGGUCGCUGUCGAAUUUAGUCUUGUUUUAACGUUCAAUCGCACGUAUAAAAAAUUUUUUCUGCUAAAAUGUUAAAUAUAAAGACGGAUGUUUUUAGAUUAGUAUCACAGAAUAAUUAAUAUUCUUUAUUUC